CUCGCGCCCUUUUAUUUCUCUUCCAUCCCCUCCUCCGAACGCAAAAAAUCCUUUGACAGCAGAGAUCGGAGACAAUGGACGACAACUCGCCGGCGACCAAGCACGACCACCGUGACGACUCCCACGGCUGGCAGACCGUGACUUACCCCAAGCGCAACCGCAGGCAGUCGAGGCAGCAGGCCGCCCCCGCCUAUCCCCUACCCAAUGGUCCGGACGUCUUCCGGGAGGUGGAGCUGCACUCGGAGGAACGCCUCCGAGCUCCCUCCGCCUCGUCCGGCGAGCAGAAGCCCCACUCCGACGGCGACGGCGGGGAAGGCUCCGGGGACGACGGGGAGGUGGCCGGCGCUGCGGAGAAUGCGGGCAAGGAGGUGAAGAAGGCGAAGCCGAAGAAGCCGAAGCAGCCCAAGGUCACGGUGGCCGAGGCCGCCGCAAAGAUGGACGCCGCUGAUCUCAGCGCUUAUCUCAUCGAAGUGACCGAGUCGUAUGAAGCGCAGGAGGAUAUACAGCUGAUGAAAUUUGCAGACUAUUUCGGCCGCGCGUUUUCUUCGGUGGGGGGGGCGCAGUUUCCGUGGGUGAAGAUGUUCAAGGAGUCUCCGGUAGCUAAGUUGGUGGAUGUUCCUAUCUCGCAUGUGCCGGAGAUCGUUUAUGAGACAUCAGUUGCCUGGCUUCGCCAAAAAUCCCCUGAGGCACUUGCCUCUUUUGUUUUGUGGUCGUUGGACUGCAUUCUUGCUGACCUUGCUAGUCAUCUCGGUACUGCCAAGGGAUCCAAAAAGGUGGUUCACGUGGCAUCAUCAAAAUCUCAGGUUGCUGUGUUCAUUGUCUUGGCGACGGCACUGCGAAGAAAGCCUGAGGUGUUGGUCAAUGUAUUGCCUAUCCUGAAGGAAAAUUCAAAAUAUCAGGGACACGAUAAGCUUCCAGUAAUCAUAUGGAUGGCUACUCAGGCUUCUCAGGGAGAUUUAACCGUGGGGUUGUACAUGUGGGCUCAUUAUCUCUUGCCAAUGCUUCAUACAAAGUCGGGAAGUAAUCCGCUAUGCAGAGAUUUGGUUUUGCAGCUGGUGGAGAGAAUCCUGUCUACUCCAAAGGCUCGUCCCAUACUAUUGAAUGGUGCAGUUAAAAAAGGCGAGCGUUUAGUGCCGCCACAUGCUCUUGAGUUUUUGAUGGGUUUCACGUUUCCGGCACCUUCAGAGCGGGUUAAGGCAACUGAGAGGUUUGAAGCCGUUUACCCAACCUUGAAAGAGGUCGCCUUGACUGGCACUGGAGGCAGAGCAAUGAAGCAAGUCGUGCAGCAGAUUGCAAGCUUUACAAUAAAAGCUGCCGGUGAAGGUGUUGCCGAUCUAUCAACUGAGGCAGCCAAGAUAUUUGUAUGGUGCUUGGAUGAAACCCCAGACUCUUAUGCACAAUGGGACAAGCUUUACAUGGAUAACCUGAAAGCGAGUGUCAUUAUUCUGAGGAAACUGUCUGAUGAUUGGAAAGAUCACUUGGAGAAAGCCACAGAACAUGGUUCUCUCCAGACUCUGAGGGCAACUCUGAACAAAUUCCUGCAAAAGAAUGAGAAAGCAUUGCAAACCGAAAAAGAUGCGGAUCGCUGCACUCUACUGAAGGAUGCUGACAAGCAUUGCAGAAUCUUGUUGAAAAGGAUGAAGAAAACCAAAGGGUACCUCAAAAGCAUGCUGGUUGUUUCCGUCGGUUUUGCCGUGGGAGCUGCUAUCAUGUCCCGGAGUAUGGGAAACUGGGACUUGAAGAAAGUGUCCGAGGCAUUAGGGGAUAUGGCGGACUGGGACUUUAAUGAACUGUCCGGGAUGUUUGUGAAGCUGGCAGAGAUGUUAAAUCUUCCGUUGACCAUCUGAUAAACCCCAAAUGCAGCUGCGUCUUCAUCUUAACCUAGUUCUGAAUCCCCAGACCCGAAACUUCCGAUCGCAAGCCUCGCCUGCCAACUGGAACCCACAAUAUUUGAGUACGGAUGGAACUUUUCUUUUCAUUCAGUUAGAGUAGGGAUGAAAACACCAGCCAGAGAUCAUUGGCCUGAUAGUUAUUUACAGGGGUUGGUGAGCGUCCCCUGAACCUUAGCACCAAUUUAAGUUUUUUCUUGAAUAAAUAUCUGUUUCUAAUUUCUAUAUCAGAAACGGAAAUAAAGACAUUGAUCUCAGUCAGGAUUAUAUAUAUAUAUAUAUAUAUAUAUGCUUAUGCUUCUGUGUAA
Punica granatum (pomegranate) is the source of this 2197-nucleotide messenger RNA. The record is from RefSeq and is a predicted model, not a curated record. Lineage: Eukaryota; Viridiplantae; Streptophyta; Magnoliopsida; Myrtales; Lythraceae.